Molecule: messenger RNA, 3253 nt
Organism: Schistosoma bovis
Lineage: Eukaryota; Metazoa; Platyhelminthes; Trematoda; Strigeidida; Schistosomatidae
Source: the annotation of a GenBank genome assembly
CCGCCGUGGUCGAGUAUUUCGCUACCCCAAGGCCACGUUUUGCUUUUGGUAAUGCUCAGCCAGAAAAAGCCCCAUAAAGAAGGAACUAAGAGUGAAAAGCUCAUUCAUGAAGAAAAUGUACGGACACUCAAGUUCUACCGUUAUUUGUUUCUGUCCUGUUAUAUAGUUUAUUUCGUUAUCACUUUAACAUUUUUCUGGUCAACCUAUACGAAACGUUACAUAGCGUUAUCACUAGGAUGCUUCGGUGCUUGUUUAGCUGCUUAUAAAUUUAUGUCCUACAUGGCUUCACCAUCUUACGCUGUCAACGAAAGAGGAACUCGUCAACUGGUGGAUGCUGGCCUAGAUUUAAAUAUAGGAUCCGGUGGACUUGGAGAACAAGCUAAAGAUGCAAUAAUCAUGUGCAGUUUAGUCACUAUAUUAAGCUUAAUUCAUCAAUAUUUCUGGUUCCUCUUAUUAAUUCUAUUCGGUCAACAAGUAACUUCAUGGAAUUCACUCAGUGGUUUAAAGGUUACACGAGGUCUUGGGUUCGACUACUGGUGAGGUUGUGAGUACUUAUUACCGAGGGGUGUUACACUAGGACGAAAUAGCUGUCCAGUAUUCCUGGUUUUCAGUGAUAAUCUUUUAUUUUAUUUAUUUAAAUAUAUAAAUAUUAGUACGAAGAGGCACUAACAUAAAUGUACUCUGUACAGUAUGUUCAAGAAAUAUAUGAUGAAAGGUUAGUAAACAACAAUAAUUUGAUAAAAAUAAGGGAAAUAAAGCUAAAGAAGUGAGAUGUGUAGUUUGGUUAAGAAAAAUACAUUUAAAAGGUUUUUCGGCAGGACCGCCACAAACUUUUAGUAUGAGCCAUGUCUGAUAGCGUUUCAAGCCACUAUUUUGUACUUUUGCUAAGACCCCAACGAGGAAAUCGUGCCAGUGCCCAUCUGUACUUUUCGGUGUGUUGGUAGCUAACGUUGAACCUAGCUCGGUUUGAUAUUUUGUUGCAACAGAAGCUGCAACCAAUUUUUUUUUCUAUUUGUUCACCACUGAAAUAAAAUUGGUGGCAAUAAGGGCAUGAUCAGAGUACACAUAAAUACUCCAAAAAAAGCUUCGGUUUUGUUUACAACCAAACGGGCGGUAGCUGAUCGCAAUGUGAUCAAUCUAAGUUUGGUCUCAUGUUGCUGAGAAAGGGCGUCAGGUAGUAAAUUUGCAAUAACUAUUCCAAAAGUUGGCUUUUAACUCGGGCUAUCGCACUUUACAAGACCAGAUUUCACAGCUAACCAGGUUUUAGUGCCGAAUAUUCGCUUUUGGUUCCAUCAAUUUUAUGGAUAACAUGGCCACCGCAAGAAAGGAGUGAGUUGAUGGUUCCUACGUACACCUUGACAUGUGAGGGCACUUCGACCGGAACUGAAAACUGUCUCAAUCCUCUGUCGUACCAACGCAUUUAGGAACCAUCUAACCAUUGAUGCAACGUUACAUAAUCCAACAAUAUUCUCAAGUCCUAUAAAUUAGUAAUAACUUUUGUUUAAAAUAUAGUCUCCAUCGCGUAUACCUUCUGACUGUUCACUCCUCAGCUUUGUUUUUGCUUCGGUGUAUUUUCAAACAAGCUGCAUUAGUUUUCAAUCGUGCGCUUAAGAGUGGAACAAGUCUAUAAUUGCAAGGCAAAGCAAGAAAUAUGUUUGCACAAUUCAUUCAAUAAAUAAACGUUGAUUGAAAAGGCCACAAAGUCUAAUUUAAUAUUGGCAAAAUAAAGAUAAAUAUUGGCUUUGACAUCAUAAACAGGUUAGCUCAGUGUUUAGAAGUGCUAUUGGGUUGAACUACACGUAAAGUGAUUCUAUCAUCAUCAUCCGAAGAGAAGUCAGUUUCUAGCAUGAAACUAAGUGUUCUAACUAAUACUGCAACAUUAUGGUAAUUGAAUCUGCAUUUUAAAAAUGUUAUUAUCUACGUAACUAUACAAAUUCAAACAUUCGAGCAAAUCAGUAAUACUAAAUAAAGAAAAAACCAAGGUUACGUGCGGAACUUUGUGAGUUGCCAGAUUGAUAUAAACAGUAUUCUUGGUUAGAUGAUUAAUUCACUUUCUUUCAAGGUCCAUCAACAUUUUUAUCCUACUAUUUGUCCUUGAAAUUGUACUUUGAGCCUUCUAGAUGAUCAGGAUUUGUUGGGAAGAGGCUACUAUAUAGCUCAAUAUUCCGAUUAUAUUAUUUUGACUGUAUCAGUUUAUUCUUGUAAGGAUUAUAAAAUGUAUGUUUAUCCAAUCACGUAUUGAUGAAUCAAUGCUAAGUACCAAUUAUUCGAAUGUAUUCAAUAUUUAAGUAUUAAUUAGUGUAGAUAAAACAUACAGAAAUCAGUGUAUUCAUACAUCAUUUUGAUCCACAUCAAAAAUCACCUAUCAUCACUGUUUUGUUGUUGCAUCGAGUCAUGUCUGUUUGGCUAGUGGAGAUCUUAUAUAAAUUUUGUUUAUAAGCAACAACGUUCAAUAAAACAGAAACAAUGAAAAUGUGAUAUGUCAAGUUACUAAGUUCGAAUAUUCUCGAUUAAUCAUCUAAACUGUUAAUCUAAGUUUUAUCAUUUAUACUGUCCGAAGUUCUCUUUGAUUUACUCAGCGGCUAUAAAACAUGACCUUUAAAAGUGUAAAGCAAUCAUUGGUUACCAGUAGUCAAUCACAAAUUUUGUCAAAGGAGCUAAAUUGUUAAUAACAAUCGUACUGACGUUCCAAAUUUGUGGCUUCGGUUUUAUCUAGUGUCCUUUCUUGUGUUGGCCAACCGUGAUUGCGAUAUUCACACUUGAGCAUUGCCAACCGCAAUGCCUGUGUUAACUUUUUAAAGAGUAGAUCGGAAGACAGUGACAGCCUAAAUAAAAGUCGGCGUCAGUUAUUCACGACGAUUGUUUAUAGGAAGAUUUUCUUCGCUGAAUUACUUGUUUUAGUUGGAAUGUCUACUGAUCUAAAUAUUAUGAUGCUAGGAAUUAUUCUUCGUUCCAGAACUUUGACAUUUUCCCAGUCGAAUUUAUGUUCUUAGUUGUCCAUGUUAAUUGAUUUCAGUGAUAAUAUAGUGUUGUUUUCAGUCAGUCAGUAACAUCGUAAAACUUCGUACGUACGUACCACAUUAGAACAGAGAUGCAAUUGUCUAAUUAAAUCCCACAGUGGUAGAGGUAGUAAAAUUAUAAGCAGUAAUUGGAAAGAUUAGGGUUUGAAGAUGUUAUUCAAGGAGUAUAAUCCAGUGAAAUGAAUUUGCAAAGAUAAAAAAGGAACAUGAUGGCUUAUGUUUGUGCACAUGUA